Hevea brasiliensis (rubber tree) is the source of this 897-nucleotide messenger RNA. RefSeq lists its product as uncharacterized. The coding region runs from base 80 to 703 and encodes 207 amino acids. The record is from RefSeq and is a predicted model, not a curated record. The transcript has a single exon. Lineage: Eukaryota; Viridiplantae; Streptophyta; Magnoliopsida; Malpighiales; Euphorbiaceae.
AACAGUUGAACUAAAUAUGUCCAAAAACCACCAACACCCACCCUCUUAAUACCCAUCUUAAUUUUACCCACCACAAACCAUGGCCACAGAAGACUUUAGCUUCCCUACCUUCACCGACACCACCUCCUCCGCCAUCGACUCUCCGCCUUUAUGGAGGUUGUCUCCGGCAACUUCUCCUGAUUCUUGCCAUAGAGCCACAAAAACUAAAGAAGAAGAAGAAGAAGAAGAAGAAGAAGAAGAAGAAGAAGACAGUGACAAAGAAGAAGACUACCAAGAUUGUUUUCCAACUCACGAACCCACCCAAAGAUGGAGUUUUUCAUGGGUAGAGCGAGUAGGUAGGGGUGCAAAGUUGAAAGACGAAGAAGAUGGAGAGGAAAAGAUGGACAUGUUAUGGGAAGAUUUCAAUGAAGAAUUGUCGAUGAAAAGAAGCAGGAGUUUAUCAAGAAUUGACGAUUCUGAUCGUCAUCAUAUGGUUAACAUGGGAUGUGUUCAUCAGUUUAAAUCUUUGAGAUCGUCGAAAAAAACUAGUAGUAAUGCCAUGGUUUCACCUAGGAAGCCUCCUGCAACAUCAACUGCAGGUUUUGUUGUGUUCAUGAAAGUUUUGAAGAAGCUUUUCUUGCUUCAUAAUUCUCAUCAGCCCCAUGUUUCUGUUCAUCAAAACCACCGCUCUCGCAUCAGGAGAGUUGAAAAUGGAUCAUGGUGAUCAUGGUUUUUUAUUCUUUAUUUCUCUGUUCUAUGUAUUCUUGGCCAUAUUGCUCCAUUACAGUUACGGAGCCAAAAGAUGAAGAUGAAAAAUAAAGAAGAAGUUUCAAUAGCUCCAAUAAUCAGCACUGGCAAUAGCAGCCUGCAUUGUCUAGCUCAAUAGAGAAUUAUCAAGAUUUAAACUCUUAGCUUUCA